AUGGCAGUCAUGAUCCACACGGUGUUGGCCGUGCCGAUGGAGAGUUCUCUUUGGGCCCACUGCCUGACUAGUCGAGGUAACUCUGGGUGCCCAAGGGAGCUUCAGAAACUGACCCCAACAGAGCUCAGCAACAUUCAAGGCCCAACUUCUACGUCACCAGGGAACCUUAGAUUUGAACAGAAAGAGAAGGGUUUAGAGAAACCAGGAGACUACAUCAUGGCGGGGAAACCCAAGCUUCACUACUUCAAUGCACGAGGACGAAUGGAGUCCAUCCGGUGGCUCUUGGCUGCUGCAGGAGUAGAGUUUGAAGAGAAAUUUAUAGAAACUCUAGAAGACUUUGAAAAGUUAAAAAAAGAUAGCGGUUUGAUAUUCCAGCAAGUGCCCAUGGUCGAAAUUGAUGGAAUGAAGCUGGUACAGUCCAGAGCCAUUCUCAACUACAUCGCCACCAAAUACAACCUCUAUGGGAAAGACAUAAAGGAGAGAGCCCUGAUUGAUAUGUAUACAGAAGGCAUGGCAGAUUUGAAUGAAAUGAUCCUGACUUUGCUACUAUGCCCGCCCAACGAGAUAGAUGCCAAGAUCGCCUUGAUCAAAGAGAAAGUAACCACCCGUUAUUUCCCUGCCUUUGAAAAAGUGUUGAAGAGCCACGGACAAGACUACCUGGUUGGCAACAAGUUGAGCAGGGCUGACAUUUACCUGGUUGAACUUUUCUACUAUGUGGAAGAGAUUGACCCCAGCCUUCUGGCCAACUUCCCUCUGCUGAAGGCCCUGAAAACCAGAAUCAGCAACCUCCCUACUGUGAAGAAGUUCCUGCAGCCUGGCAGCCAGAGGAAGCCUCCCACGGAUGCGAAAACACUAGAAGAAGUCAAAAAGAUUUUCAAUAUUAAAUAG
Messenger RNA from Pteropus alecto (black flying fox), 888 nucleotides. Its product is annotated as glutathione S-transferase A3-like. Gene Ontology annotation, biological process: xenobiotic metabolic process; glutathione metabolic process. Lineage: Eukaryota; Metazoa; Chordata; Mammalia; Chiroptera; Pteropodidae. Gene Ontology annotation, cellular component: cytosol; extracellular exosome. The transcript has 8 exons. The coding region runs from base 1 to 888 and encodes 295 amino acids. Gene Ontology annotation, molecular function: glutathione transferase activity. The record is from RefSeq and is a predicted model, not a curated record.